Molecule: messenger RNA, 2670 nt
Organism: Cyanidioschyzon merolae strain 10D
Lineage: Eukaryota; Rhodophyta; Bangiophyceae; Cyanidiales; Cyanidiaceae
Product: similar to phosphatidic acid-preferring phospholipase A1
Exons: 1
Coding region: 1-2670 (889 amino acids)
Cellular component (GO): cytoplasm
Molecular function (GO): metal ion binding; glycerophospholipase activity
Source: RefSeq, a predicted model, not a curated record
AUGGGCGCUUUUUGUGACCACUAUCUGGUACUGGUUAUCCACGGGGUUGGUGACCAAUAUGCGGAUAACAACUUUAUCACCAGUCUUGAGCGCUGCACAGAGGCACUGGCUCGCCUCAUCGAGCGGCAGUCCAAACGCAUUCGCGAACAGCUGCGGAGCACUAGUCAAGCACGUGGUUGCUUCGCGGAUGCGUUACUGGAAAAUUGGCCAAGCGUCGACGUGCGCUGUAUAGAGUGGCACUCGAAACUCCAGUACAAGCACGGUUGGAACCACAUGGUCGAGCGCGUCACCCCAGCGGGUAUUGAGGAAGUUCGUCGGAUCAUGCGUGAGACUUUCGGCGAUAUUGCGCUCUUCAUGUCACCCAAAUGGCACCAGGUGAUCAUGGAAGAAGUUGUUCGUGAGCUAACGCUAGCAUACGAGCGGAAACGGGAGCAAGUUCGGCAGGCAGUGUCGCUGGACGGAGCUGUUCCGAGCGUUCGCGUUGCACUGCUGUGUCAUUCGCUUGGGGCCCUGAUCGGCUUCGACUUGAUUCGGCUCGGCUAUGCGCUCCCGUUUCAGGUAGAGCAUGUGUUUUUGUGUGGGUCCCCACUCGGAGCGUAUUUGUCCUUGUUGCCAAACGGAGAGCAACUCGCCCGCAAGUACCUGCUCGAUCUCUGGAUAGAGCGGCAACGAGACGAGGACGUCGUUGGAAAAGCCACUCCGGCCGAGCGCUUCGCAUCGAAUACGCAGAUGCGAUUACGCUCAGGCAGGGCAGAUCGAACCGGUAUCCGGCAUACACGGGAACAUGUCGAUGGGUAUGCCGCUUCUUCUCGGAAUGCUGCCGCUGCCGGUGCGACGCUUCAACCACGGUUCUAUAAUCUGUUUCAUCCGUUGGAUCCGGCGGCGUUUCGCCUCGAGCCGUGGCUUGAUCCAUCCAUGGCGCUGCAGGAGAGCGUGGAACUACCGCUCCCGUUGGAGUUGGAGCGAUUGCUCAGCAGUCGGGCUCCUGCACAGGUGCCGGCAGCACCGCGAAUGCAAACCGCCGCCACCGCCUUUACCACAACCAGCGCCAUGACUGCGCCUACUGCUACCAACGCUGCAACGUUGCCGAAAGGCAUCGACGCUUGCCCUGAGCAACAGCCGCCUCGGUAUGCACCGUGCGCUGCCAGCGCACUAUCCGUUGAGGGUCCCGCUGCGUCUGCUGGCGACGAUAUGAGUGCGUCCUCCAUUCCUGAUGAUGUCGAUGCGCAGAGCACGGGCUCCUUCUCUUCCGCGGAGGUGUUGACGAGAGCGUCCUCGACACGGCGAUCGCUAUCUUCGCCGCGGCUCUCUCAACUCGGAGGCGAAGGCACUUAUCGAGAUGAUCCGUUCGCCACCACUGGACUCGGUGCCGCCCUACGAGGCAGAACCGCUGUUGGUCUCAGUCGAUCGAGCUCGAAUCCCGAGUUUACCGUUCCGCUCACCGCUGCGGAGACGGAUCUGCCGGCGAAGGACUCCGUACCUGCCGAAAGUCUGGAUCCGGAUAGGAUGGGUUGUACUUGCGGGGAAGCUCACUCGCUCGACAGAAAACGGUUGCAAUGUGCGAUUCGAACUUGCACUCGUCGGGGCGCCAAGACAGGGCGUUCAGAGCAAGCGAAACAGGUAGAGUUACCAGGCACGCAAUUCCCGGAUUCCGUUCAGGACUGGUGUCGUCCGUACCGCGAACCAGAAUUCUCCCUAGACGAUACCCGGGUGUACAAGCGGCCGCACGGGAAUCCCGAGGUGGGGUGUUAUUUUCGGCGUGUCGAUUACGUCGUCCACGAUCCGCAGGUCGCCCGCUCGGGACGCGUCUGGCAGUUUGUGCAGUGCCUUCGCUCCCAUGCGUGUUAUUGGACAAGUGAUGAGGUUGCCUCGUUCGUGGUGGGCAUCCUCUAUGACUGUCUUCGACAGCCGCGGGCACGACUCAAUGAAAUGGGCGCCUUGAUGGGUACCGACCUCGGCUCCAUGGCGUCCGCACAACGCUUCGGCAACGGACAUGCUCGUUUCUGCACAGAUGCCGUGCCUGAUGCAGUCGCCAGUCUCGCAGAUGGUCGUGACGCUAACGCACCUGCAGCGAAUCGAGAAACGGAUACCAGUGCACCAAGCGGGAACGGCAUGCUCGCCCGAAGGCGUGCAUCGCCGGCUCGGCGAAGUGCUUCGGCAGCUUCACUGGAUCCUGCACAACGGAAACCUGAGUGCUGCCAACAGUGCAUCCCUGGCGCCAGUACCGUUGCAUUCACGUCGGUCGGUCGCCCCGGCGAGUUAUUGACUGUGAGCACCAAAAACUCAGUUCGCAGCAGGAACGGUGCAGGGCAUCGCGCGAGCGUUUCCCCAACAAAUAGCGCAUACGCUAAGCAUGGGUCACCGGACCCCGACGAGAAUCAUGAUCAUCAUACGGGUCAAUUUCGGCUUCUACACGAGGUCUCAUCCUUGUCACCGGCACCAACUGUGGGAUUUCUCGUGGGUGACUCGGCGCCGCGCCCUUUGCGUAUGAUUAGUGACCUGCUGGAAAAACUUGUCACAGAGGGCCGUUGGGUCGCAGCGCUCAUGCUUGUUUCUGGGGCAUUUAUUAUGAGCUGUGGCCUUGUGGCCUUGAUUCUGGCGCUUCUAUUACGUAGCCUCUAUGUGACACUUUUUCUGAAGCAAAAACAUCCACUGGGCUUCUUGUCAUGA